AUGUCUGCCAAACAUUUUCUUCUAAUGAAGCUGGAUGAUAGAGCUGUUGAUGCAGUCAUGAAUAAACUAUUUAAAAACUACAAAACAUGGUGCAGGUUUUUGGGGCAUAAGCACAGUUUAAGGCUCUGUCAAGGUCAACAAGAAGCACAACAGAGAAAGAUCCUCUACAUGGGUCUAUAUCUUCUAAUCUGGGGUGAAGCUGCUAAUGUUCGCUUUAUGCCAGAAUGUCUGUGUUAUAUUUUCCAUAAUAUGGCAUUUGAACUUCAUGGUCUCUUGGCUGGAAAUGUCAGCAUUGUCACUGGCGAAAACGUCAGACCUUCAUAUGGUGGGGAUGAUGAGGCAUUCUUGAAAAAGAUUAUCACCCCAUUGUAUCAUGUGAUCGAUAAGGAAGCCAAGAAAAGCAGAAAUGGAAAAGCCACCCUUUCGGUUUGGUGCAACUAUGAUGAUCUAAAUGAAUACUUCUGGUCAGAUGAUUGCUUUUCUUUGGGUUGGCCCAUGCAAGUUGAUGGUGAGUUUUUUGAGCAAACGUAUGAAUCAAAGACCAUAGUGCAGAUUUAUACAGUUAUCCUGCUACAAGUGACAAGCAGAGGGGAGAACGGUUUCAGAAAAAAUCUGAUAAAAGCGCUGCACUUCAGGCUAUGGUUACCAUCGCCUGGAGUGAUUCUUCACCUUUUCAAAAGAAUACCCUACAUUCUAUAUCUAGUGUGUUUAUCACAGCAGCCUUUUUACACCUUCUCCAGUCCACGAAUUUAUAUUGGACGGGGCAUGCAUGAAAGUCAAUUUGCCCUUUUCAAGUAUACUUUGUUCUGGAUGUUGCUGUUGGGUUCCAAAUUUGCAUUCAGCUAUUAUGUCCAGAUAAAACCUCUCGUCAAGCCAACAAAAGAUAUACUUAAUGUUCAUAAUGUUCAGUAUGCGUGGCAUGAAUUUUUCCCUAAUGCUCAAAAGAACAUUGGAGCUGCUAUCUCACUCUGGGCCCCUGUGAUCUUGGUUUAUUUUAUGGACACUCAAAUAUGGUAUGCAGUAUUCUCUACUUUGUAUGGUGGUGUUUCUGGAGCACUCGGACGACUCGGUGAGGUAGGGGUGCCAUGCAAACGGCUUAUGGACACAGUGACUGUGAAAUGUGGCCAUUGUAAUCAUCUCUCCUUCCUUAGCCCCAGACCCAUGAUGCAAUCCCUUUGCCCCGCUGACCACCAGAUGACAUUUCAGGGUUCCUGCAGCGACUGUAGGAGGGUUCAGCCUUCGCUACCGUCUUCAUCGACGUCAAGCGAACAAUUGAUCCCCAAAGCACCAUUUGUUGUGAAACCUCCGGAGAAGAAACACCGACUUCCUUCAGCUUACAAUCGCUUCAUGAAGGAGGAAAUACAGCGUAUAAAAUCUGCCAAACCUGACAUUCCUCAUCGAGAAGCAUUUAGCAUGGCUGCAAAGAAUUGGGCUAAGUGCGACCCACGCUGCUCGACAAGUGUUUCAACCUCUGAUAACAUUGGAGCAGUGAGAACAGUUGCCCUUCCACUUGAAAGAGAAGGCCUUACAGUGGAACGUUUUGAUGUUUUCGAGCAACUGGAGCACAAAGACUAGGUUCCUAAGCUCUUUAGAUUACCUAAUCAACACAUCAAACCUUUUGUCUUGCUUGAAUUGAUGUGUUUUAUGGUGUAUGUUUUUUGAUGGAAAUCUUCCCUAUGUUAUAUGAAACGCUGGCAUAGUAGUAUGCAGUAAUUGAUGUUAUGAGUUGGAACCCA
Molecule: messenger RNA, 1736 nt
Organism: Phoenix dactylifera (date palm)
Lineage: Eukaryota; Viridiplantae; Streptophyta; Magnoliopsida; Arecales; Arecaceae
Source: RefSeq, a predicted model, not a curated record